Messenger RNA from Stylophora pistillata, 24609 nucleotides. RefSeq lists its product as uncharacterized. Gene Ontology annotation, molecular function: metalloendopeptidase activity; protein binding; zinc ion binding. NCBI's taxonomy places the organism in Eukaryota, Metazoa, Cnidaria, Anthozoa, Scleractinia, Pocilloporidae. The record is from RefSeq and is a predicted model, not a curated record.
UACGUCUUCCAAAGAUCGACUUGAUGUUUGUGAUAAGUUCGCAAUCUACCAAAUCGUCUCAAACAUUCCCUUACAUGAAGGCCAUUUUGACUGACGUUAUGCAGAAUUACAGCACAAAUCUAAUCCACUUUGCAGUUGUGUUGUACGGCAAUGAACCUUCUGUUGUCCUUCGAUUCUCUGACGGAUACACGGACCCUGACAAACUCGUAGAAGAGAUACGCUCGGCUAGGAACGUCCCUGGAGGCUCAGCAUUAGACAAUGCGUUGCAGACAGCUAAAACUAUUUUCGCCGAAGACGAGGCUGUUAGGCCGGAAGCGCGGAAAAUCUUGGUAAUCAUAACAGACGAGAAGUCAUCUGGAAACACGGUGGUUGCUAAGGGUGUCGCUAAGGACUUAAUCGACAAUCAAGCGUCUAUUAUAACUGUUGCACUUGGAAGCGAAGCUGAUCGUAAAGAGUUGGAAGAGCUCACUCCUACUGAUGGCAACUCCCUGAACACAACAACUGACAAGGAUCCUGGAGAGACUGGUGAAGAGAUCAUACGGAAAAUAGCUCAACUUCCAGACCCAAUUAACAAAGAGAAGAUCGACGUAGUCUUUGCCGUUAGCGCCUCUUCGACGCGGGCAAAGGAAAUAUUCCAGUUAAUUAAAGACACUUUGUCGUCCAUUAUUGUUACACAUGGCGCUGAGAAUAUUCACUAUACCAUUGUGACAUACGGAUCUCAAAUAAGACCUUUCGUGAACUUUCAAUACGAUUUUCGAGACGUGAAGGGCUUGUUGAGGGUACUAAAAAACCUCUCUCCCGAGGGUGGCACACCCGAUUUGGACUAGACCCUCGAAUAUGCAAAAAAUGCAUUGGAGGGGCCAGGCUCUCGCGCAGACGCGAAAAAAUUCCUUGUGCUCCUGGUGGACAACAAGUCAGGUAGCACCAAGGAAGAUGUAUUGCGAUUUGCGGUCUUACUGGAAGGUGGGGGGAUAAAGGUGAUACCAGUUGGAAUAGGAGGUGAAGAAAACCGCGAGGAACUGGAGAAAACUACCCCACUGAAGGGAAAUGUCAUUGAAGUUCCAAAGGAAUCCAGACCAGAGAAUCUUGGGAGGAAAAUUAUCGACAAGAUCCGAGAAAAUCUGUACCUUCCAUUAAUCCCAGAGGUCGAUCUGGUGUUUGCAGUCAGCACUGCGUCAGUAAAUGCAGAAGAAAACUUCGAGAAAGUAAGAGAAGUUAUAAAGGCCAUCAUUGACACGUACUCCAUGAACAAGCUCCGCUAUGGUGUCAUUGUAUUUGGAUCGAGUGCAAGUACAAAGAUCAGCUUAAUGGAUGACUUUUCCAGUGAUGAGGGGCUCAAGAGUUUGGUAAAUCUCAUUUCUAGAAAGAAAGAACUUCCUGAUUUAGAUAAGGCUCUAAAGAUGGGAAAAGAACUGUUUGAUAAAGCACCCGAGCGUCCAAAUGCAAGAAAAGUUCUUGUGGUAAUCCUGGAUAAAAAAUCAACAAGCAAGCUUACCCAGUUAAGGGAAAGUGCGAAAGUGCUGGAGGAAGACAGUAUUAGGGUGAUACCAGUUGCCAUUGGAAACGAAGUGGAUCGUAAUGAACUUGGAGUGAUCACACCUGACGAAACCUACAUUAUCAACGUCAUCAUUGACGUCGCUGUCAUUGAUUUAAAAGAGAAAAUAAUCCGCAAAGUGUUUAAAGAGGAGAAAGGUGAGGAACACGACUUUGUCAUUGUGGUGUCUGUUGGUCUUAGAAACAUCCCAUUCUUCAAGAAAAUAGGCAUAGAACUUUUGGACAAAUAUCCAAUCAGCAAAACCGCCUACAGCUUCCUAACCUACAACUCGGUCAUAAGAAGAGUCCAUACUUUCCAGACGAAGUUUUCUUCCGAUAGCCAGGUUAAAGCCGUCAUGAAGAACCUACCUGCCAGAUUGGGUUCCCGUGCCAGACUUGAUGUGGCCCUUUUGGAAGCACAGAAAUUGUUCGCAGAAGGAUCUGGAAGCCGGCCCCACGCAAGGAAGGUUGUUGUUGUAUACACUGACAGAGAACAAACCGGAAGUGACUUGGCAGCAGCAGCCAAAAUCUCCAAGGAAAUGGAACAAGAAGGAGUUCAGAUUAUUGUUGUUCUUUUGAGCAUGAGCAAUAUUCCUCCAAUUUGCGAAGUAGUCACUCCAAAUAAGAUUAGUGUCAUUCCGACAAAACCAGAGGAAGGUCCUAAAGAGGGUGUGGACAAGAUCGAUGAAGUUCUAAAAGAAGGUCUGAAACCGACCCCAGAGAUCGAACUAUGCUUUGCCUUCAGUGCGACACGCACAAAAUCAGGCAGGACAUCGCUGUUGAUGAAAAAUACAAUUAACAAGAUCAUCGAAAAGUAUGGUGCUGUCAAACUUCACUAUUUGGCCGUCGUGUUUGGAACCCAGGCUCAACCUGUAAUUAGUUUCCGAGAUCAAAAUCUAAGCGACAAAGAACUCAUAUCUCGCAUCAGCCGUAUUCGACUUCCUCCUGGAAGCCCUAGACUAGAUGUUGCUUUGCGGGAAGCUAAGGAAGCCUUUGAUCGGAGUCCUACGCGGCCCGGGGUAAAGCGAGUGCUAGUUGUGUUGAUCGACAACAAGUCAGUUGGUGAUGCAGACAACAUGAAGAAGCUGCAAGCUGCAAGAGAGCUGUACGGAGGAGAUGUGAGUACAAUCAUGGUUGCGAUUGGCGAAGAAACAGAUCUGAAUGAGCUGGGAACAGUUAUUCCUCGCAAAGAGGAUCUCAUUAAAGAGUCCAUAGACGUUGAUCCAGAAGAACUCGCAAAACAAAUAAUCGAGAAGACCUUUGGCGUUGCGAAAGAAGAGCGUAUUCCUGAAACGGAUAUUGUUUUUGCAAUCACUGCAACCUCUUCAAGGUGGAACAACAACCUUCGACAUACGAAGGACACAAUCACUUCUAUUCUGGACACUUUCUCAAUGGAUCUGAUACGGGUCGGUGUCAUUAUGUUCGGAGAGGAAGGUGAAACUUCCAUUUCCAUACAAAGUAACUUAAAUAACUCGCUACAAACUGAUGUUGACAGGCUGUUACCUGAGUUUGGAGUGCCAGACCUGAAAAGUGCACUCAGUGUGGCAAGGAAUGUUUUUCAGACAAGCGGGAGAACAAACGCUCGCAAAGUUAUAGUGGUGAUAUCUGACAGACGGUCUAGCAGCAGCCAAGAAGACAUCGAAGCCGAGGUAGAUCGUCUGACUGAAGAAAAUAUCGUGCUUAUCAGUGUUGUAAUAGGUAACGAAGCUGACCCUAAAGAACUGAAGAAGUUUACUCCUCACAAAGUGACGAAAACCACUCCAGAUGAAAAUCCGAAAGAACUGGGCAAGAAAAUCAUCAUCUUAAUACUGAAAGAACCAGGUGUAGACCUAGCUUUUGCCGUCAGCGUUGACCGAGAGAACCUCAAACUUCUCAAGGACACGGUGCAGAAAGUGAUCGACAACUACGACGUCGACAGAGUGCAUUACGGUCUCAUCACAUUUGGUUCGUCCGCCACGAUUAGGAUCCGAUUCACAGAUCAGGUCAAGGACCCGGACGAGAUAAAGAAGUCUUUCAGUGAAAAUAUGUUAUCGACACGUAGUUCUCCGAAUUUAGACGAGGCCCUAGCUAAGGCGGAAAUACUGUUCCAAGAUUCAAAGCGAGAUCAGACGCAAAAGAUACUAGUUCUUAUAAUGGAUCGGUUAUCACCGAGCGAUCCUGUCAUCGUACAGGCUAGAGCUAGAAGACUGGUGGACCAAGGGGUGACAGUAAUCCCUGUUACUAUUGGCGAUGAAGUGAAGAAAGAACAUGUCAAGCCCGUUACAGAUGACGAAGAUCGUACUGUGCCAGUCCAACCAACUGACAAACCAGAGGAAGUGACAGUGGUAAUUGUCGUUCAAAUAGAUGAGGCUAUAAAAAGACCUGCACGAUUAGUAGACGUCAACCUUGUGUUUGCCAUCAGCGCCAGCUCCAUGGAUUCGGAUAGAACCUUCCUACAGAUGCAGGAGAUCAUGAAAUCCGUUGUGGACAAUUAUCCCACCUCGAAUAUAUUUUACAGUGUUUUGUCUUUCGGAGAUCCUCCUCUCGUUCAUUUGGACUUCACCGAACAACUUUCCAUCGAGAAUAUCAAACGAACCAUCGACUCCAUUGGUCAGACAACAGGUUCAAACUCUCUCGAUAAAGCUUUGGACAAAACAAGAGAUCUUUUUAACGCUGCAGCCACCGAGAGGCCCGGUGCGAAAAAUAUUCUUGUUGUGAUGGUAGACGGUAAAUCUGACAGUGACUUGAUCGAUGUGAAGGUCUCUUCAAGACUCUUACGGGGCGAUGGAGUGAAGGUGAUGGUUGUUGGUGUCGGUAAUGAGGUGGAUCAAAAAGAAACAGGAAACAUCACAUAUAUUGUGAUUCUUACCAAUACAACGGAUAGACCUGAGGGUGUGGCUACAGAGAUUAUAAAAAACAUUGACAAAGAUACUCGAGAUAUUCCCGCAAUCGACCUUGCUUUUGCCUUGAGUGCUGCUGCUGUAGACGCCGAUGAUAUCUUCGACAAGAUGAAGCAUGCAGUAGAUACUAUAAUAAAGCUAUAUGGCAUUGAAGAGAUUCGGUACGCACUUGUGAUAUUUGGAGACAAAGCUACCACUGUCACUGAUUUCGAAAAUGACAGCGGGAAAGACGCACUUAGAACGAUUGUGCAAAACGUCAGCCGGCCAACGGGUGAACCAGACUUGAAAAAAGCCUUGGAAGAAGUAGAAAAACUGUUCGAAAACUCUUCGCCCAGGCCUGGAAGCAGAAAAGUGUUGGUGGUUUUUAUAGAUAAGAAGUCAGCCAAUAACCGUGAUGACAUCAAGGAGGCAGCUAAACCUCUGAUGGAGAAGAAUGUCACAAUUAUACCUGCGACUGUUGGGUCAAAGGUUAAUGUCGAUGAAAUAGAAGUACUGGUUACCAACAAAGAGUACAUCGCCGUCUGUCCAGUUCCUGAUCCUGACACUUGGCCAACAAUAAUUAUCGAUAAAAUUACACAAGAACUGCCAAAGAUUCCUAAGCUCGACCUGGGAUUUGCUAUCAGCAUUGGCUCCUCGUAUGCAGAUGCCAACUUGCAAAAGAUCAAAGACACCAUGAAAUCAAUAAUAGAUCGUUACGGAAAAAGUGAUAUUCGAUACAGCUUCAUUCUCUUUGGUGAUGAGCCGUCUGAGAGAGUCAGCUUUGGGGAGAGCCAGCGUUUCCCUGUCGCUACUCUCAAGGAUAGAGUUGACCGCUUCGCGCGAAUCUCUGGUGCAGCCUUAGACAAAACCCUCGAGGAGGCCAAAGAGAUCUUUCAGCGUACGGCGAGACCUGAUGCUAAGAAAGUGUUGGUUGUUAUCAUGGACCAAACACAGUCAAGUGGAAAGGAAAGCACAAGAAGGAAGGCAAAAGAGCUACAGGUGUCUGGAGUAAAGGUUGUCCCAGUGGUGCUCGGUGAAGAAGGAAGCAAAGCGGAAAUGGAAGAAAUCACCCAACACAAAAAUAACCUGGUGGAGAUGGAAAAAGAUGAGAAUGAAGAGAAAGCCGCUGAGAAGAUAAUGUUCAAAGUACUGGAAGAUGUCACCCAUGAGGAAGAGAUGGUAGACAUUGCAUUUGCCCUUAGUGCAACAGCAUUAAGCUCGGGCAAUAACUUCAGGAAGAUGAAAUCUCUCGUAGAUGAGAUCAUAAACAGCUAAAGUCCUUUUGCAACUCGUUACAGUGUCAUAAAAUUUGGGAAGAACCCAGUGGUUGAACUCGAUUUUGGAGACGUGAGUGAUCUUGUGGACUUGAGAGAAACCUUGCAGCAAAUCACGAGGAAUCAGCAGGGAGCUGACCUGGCCAGGGCUCUUCGAAAAGCUCGGCAGUUGUUCCAGACAGCGGCCACGAGUCGUCCUAAUGCUAAAAAGGUCUUGGUGGUGGCCAUGGACAAGGUAUCAGAUAGUGAUGAGAUCGCAGUGAAAGUAGCCGCUAGAUCUUUGGCUCGAGAAGGUGUCCGAGUUAUCGCUGUCACGUUUGGAAAAGAGGCAGAUCCACAAGAGAUUGAAAAGACAACUCUGAACAAGAACAAUGUGAUCCAAACUGACGAUGAUGAUAGUUCCGAGGAUAUUGCCGCAGAAGUUGUAGAAAGGGCAAACAAUGAUUCUAUGCCAAUACCAAUGGUAGACUUAGGAUUUGCCAUCAGUGCCACAGACACCGGAGCCGACCAGACAUACGAAAAUAUGAAAAAUGUGGUCAAGCAUAUUGUUAACUCAUAUGGGUUAGUUAGCAUAAGAUAUGGAGUCAUCCUGUUUGGCGACUCAGUGACAACAUAUAUUCCUUUCUCGCGAACUUUUCCUGACGAGAUGACAUUGUUAGCAUCCCUGGAUUUGCCACAGAGACUCCGUGGAGAGCCUGACUUGCGGGAGGCCUUAGAGGAAGCAAAGACAAUGUUUGACCAAGCGACCCCCCGACCUGGUGCUAGAAAAGUCCUCGCUGUCAUCAUCGAUAACGAGUCUUCCAAUAAUAGCAGUGAAAUUAAGGAAGCGGCAAAGGUCUUGAAAGAUGACGACAUUCAAGUCAUACCUGUAGGUGUUGGGCCCAAUGUCGAUGACGAGGAACUUGAGAUUAUAACAGGAAACAAGAAAAACGUCAUUAACACAGACAAGGAUGCUGAUUCGUCAAGCGUGGGUGAAGGAGUCAUCAUGAUGAUCCACGAGGAUCUACCCACCAUUCCGGAAACAGACCUCCUAUUUGCUCUUAGUGCUAACGCGGUAAAAGACAGAGACAACUUCCAGCAGAUGAAAGAUAUCAUCAAGGCCAUGAUUGAUCAGUAUGGGACAUCCAGUCUUCGGUAUGCUGUUUUAACAUUCGGAAACAGACCGAUUAUAAGAAUUUCCUACAAUGCAGCUUCCUUGGACGAUAAAGCCUUGAUGAAUUUAGUUGAUGCGGCUCAAAAACCUUCAGGAGCUUUAUUAGAUAAUGCUCUUGCAGAAGCCAAGAAAUUCUUCGAAACGCAAGGCCGCCCUCAUGCGAAGAAGGUGCUUGUGGUGAUUUCUGAUUUAAAGUCUAGCAGUUCUCUUAGAGACGUUCAGGCACAGGCCAAGUUCUUGGAAGAAGACGACAUCAAAGUUAUUCCAGUCGCCCUUGGAAAACAGGCCGACAUGAAAGAACUCUCUGCAACCACACCCAACAAAGAGAACCUUGUAGAUAUCGACGAAGGCGAUGAUCCUGCUGAAACUGCCGAGGUUAUUUUGCUGAAGAUUGUGACAGAUGUUCCCAAGAUACCGGAGAUGAACUUAGUAUUUGCCGUCAGCGCCAGAGCUGUGGAUGACGUGACAAACUUUGAGAGGAUGAAGGACAUAAUCCGGUCAAUCGUGCAAAAGUUUGGCUCAAGUCGAAUCCACUACAGUGUCAUCACAUAUGGCGACCCACCAACCACUGUCCUGCCAUUCGAUCGUAUGCUUCCUUCUGACGAGGAUUUAAAACAGUUCAUCAAAUCCAUUUCCAAGAACAAUCGUGGUGCAGCGUUGGUUGAUGUGCUGCGGGAGGCCACCAAGCAGUUUGACGCUGCAGGUAAAGUCCGCCCUCAUGCGAGGAAGGUUCUAGUUGUCAUAGCAGACAAGGACUCCGAAAGCAGGGGAGAGGAUCUCAAGAAGGAAGUUUUCAAGCUGCAGCCCGUGGGCAUUAAGGUUAUUGCUGUUGCUCUCGGGGAAGAGUCUGAUAAGGAUGAACUUGACAUUUUGACGCCUGAAGAGGGUGGAGUCAUCGAGGCUAACAACACUGACGGCGCCAAGAAAACCGCCCAUGCCAUCAUGGAGAAGGCUCUGAAAGAUUAUCCAGAAACACCCAACCUUGAUGUCGUCUUUGCUAUCAAUACGGCGGGUACUGAUAGAGUGAAGACUUUUGAGGUGAUGAGAAAUGCCCUGAAGAAUAUUAUACAAAUGUACGACCCAGAUCGCGUACGGUAUGGUGUAGUUAUAUAUGGUGACUCCGCAAAGCUCGUUCUCGGACUCUCUGAGGAUCGUCAAGAUGUUGAAAAACUUACCAGGAAUAUUGACAAGUUGUCGCAACCUUCUGGAUUACCAAAUCUCGAGAAACUGUUGCAAGAAGCAAAGAAGGUGUUUGAGCAGGAUUCUAGCCGACCUAAAGCGACUAAAGUGCUGGUUGUAGUUACUGAUGCUAAAUCGUCAUCAACGUCCGAUGACAUAAAGCAGGCUGCUAAACCGCUGGAGGAAGACGGAGUAACAAUGGUUGCAGUAGCUGUAGGUGACGAAGCACACAACAAACAGUUGGAGAAAAUGAUACCUGACAAGCAGACACCUUUGAGUGUUGAGAAAGAUGAAGAACCGGAUAAAAUAGGAGAAAAAAUCAUGGAGAAGGUGUUGGAAGCCAUCCCUCAGGUACGUGAUCUAGAUUUGUUGUUUGCCAUAAGUGCCCGUGAUGCCUUGGAUUCACUGGAACACUUCGGGAAAAUGAAGGACAUCAUCGACUGGGUCAUCACCAAAUAUGGCAUCGGUAAAAUCCAAUACAGCUUCGUCGUGUUCGGAACUUCACCGGCUGUAAGAGUGACCUUUACGCGACCUGUGAACGACGAACAACUGAGAGGAAUCCUACAACGAACUGAACGAAAUCCAGGUGGUGCAAGCGUCAUAAAUACACUUAAUCGAGCUCAAAGGAUCUUCGAUGCUUCUCCUCGACCAAAUGCUAAGAGAGUGUUGGUUCUUGUGAUGGACAAACGGUCUGACAAUCGUCUCGAUGACGUCAAAUUGUCCGCUGAGUCUCUUUGGAGGGCUGGUGUCAAAGUGAUCCCAGUAGCCUUUGGGCGAGAGGCUGCGCCGGAUGAAAUCGAGGCUACAACGUCUGAGGAAGACAAUUUGAUUGACGUGAGAGACACCAGCGAUACUGAUCAAGUCGCGAAGGAGAUCAUGGAAAAGGUUUUGGAAGAUUUCAAUGUUCCGAAAAUGGACAUAGCGUUUGCCAUCAGCGCCACAGCCCUCCAGUCAGAUGCCAACUUCAUGAAAAUGAAAGACACAGUGAGGGAAUUUGUGGAUAGAUUUGGUGUCCAUGGUAGGGUGCAUUACGCUGUGAUGACAUUCGGAGAUCCCCCUACAAAGGAUUUGCAAUUUAGCCACAAAAUGACAAGUUCAAGCACUCUUAAGGAGUUGAUUGAUGGAAUCGGUAAGCCAUCCAGGGAAGCUGCAUUAGAUGAAGCUCUUAGUGUGGCUAAGUUGUUGUUCAGCCCAGGUGAAGGUGGAAGGGAGGAUGCAGAGAAGAUUCUGAUAGUCAUGAACGACAGGGAGUCAGACAGCAGCAAUAAAGCGGUCGUGAAGUCUUCCAGACAGCUGAAGACUGCAGGAAUCCGUGUCAUUGCAGUUCCACUUGGUGACGAGGACAACUUAAAUGAAGUGGAGGUGAUUGUGUCCAUCAGUGAAGAUAUUAUCAAGCCGAGGACAACAGACAAACCCAGGCACAUCUCAAAUAAGAUUGUCCGAAACAUUCUAAACGAUGAACUUCGAACUCCCAAAAUCGAUUUAGGAUUUGUUAUUAGUGCCUAUGCUGCAUCAGCCACGGACACUUUCCAGCGUAUGAAGGAGACUAUUAACGCCAUUGUUGACGAGUAUGGGGUCACUGGUAGAAUCCGCUACGGGCUUGUAACGUUUGGCCGAGACGCCACUCGCAAACUGAGCUUUAGCCGAGAGCUUUCUGACAUCAACUCUUUAAAAGAUAUGAUAGAGAAUACCCCUCGUCCUUUUGGAGAUCCUAACUUACAAAAGGCUUUAGAGGAGGCGAGGAAAUUGUUCGAGACUGAACCAAAACGUCCUGAUGCCCUGAAAGUUAUUGUUGUCAUAACUGAUAAGAAAUCCACGAGUCGUCCCGAAGAUGUGAAACAGGCGUUCAUUCCGCUAGCGGAGGAAGGUGUUAAAAUUAUCCCCGUAGCGGUUGGUGCAUCAGCAGACCCCAAAGAACUGGAAAGUGUUACAUCCAAUCGCGGUUACGUCAUCAAGACAGAGAGGGAAUUAGAUCCAGACGUAACUGCGGAACAGAUAAUGGAGAUGGUUUUGAAAGAUUUGCCAGCUGUGCCUCAAGUGGACCUUGUACUCGCCAUCAGCACCAUCUCAUCAAAUGCUAAUUCCAAUCUCGCUAAAAUCAAAGGAGUGGUCCAGGAGCUGAUUGAUGCGUACGGUGUUCAGAGGGUCUACUACAGCGUCAUACUGUUUGGUCGAGUUCCUAGCAUAAGAAUACGGUUUACACAACAGUUGGAUGAAGCUGCCUUGAAGUCAGCCAUACAGGGCCUGCAAAGACCUAGUGGACGCUCAUCGCUUUCCGCUGCGCUAGAGACGGCCAGAGGCGUGUUUCGGGACGGCCGUCCAGACUCCAAGAAGGUUCUAUUGCUAGUAAUGGAUGCAAAAUCGGGGAGCAGUAUGGGCGACGUGAAAGAGACAGCCAGUAAAUUGGAAGAGAAUGGUAUCAAGGUCAUUCCACUGAUGUUCGGAGGUCAGGCAGAUCCAGAUGAAACCUCAGCCACCACCACGAACAAGCAGAAUGUUGUAAAAGCAAAUGAAACCAGUGAUACAAAAGCUAUUGCCGAGGAGAUAACGCAGAAAGUUACAGACAGUGAGCCAGAUAUUCCACUUGUUGAUAUGGGAUUUGCUAUCAGUGCAACAGCAACUAAUUCCAGAGAACAUUUCCAGAAAUUGCAAGAAGUCAUCAAAACCUUCGUUGAGAAGUACGGUUCUCAGAGGAUCGCUUACAGUGUUCUGACAUUUGGAUCGACCCCAACCAUUCGUGUCAGCUUUAAUGAUGCAGCAAGGGGAGACAAGGUCUUGAUGAGCACCAUAGACAACAUACCACAAAACGUAGCAAGGGCGUCUCUUGAUAAAGCCCUGCACGGAGCGAAAGAGCUUUUCAAGGAUUCCAAUGGUGCCCGAAAGAAUGCUAUGAAAGUCUUAGUGGUCAUCACAGACGAGAAGUCAGAUAGUCUGGAACAGGAAGUGAAGAAAGCAGCACAAAGACUCGACGAAAACGGCAUCCGCGUUAUUGGCAUUGCACUUGGAGAUGGAAGCGAUGGAGAGCUGGAGAGGAUUACUGAUGUUGAGGGUGACGUGCUCAACACAACCGAUUCGACCUCACCCGAGAAAAUUGUGGAGAAACUAGUAGAGCGAGUCUUAAACAAAACUGCUACGCUUGAUGAAAUAGACUUGGCAUUUGCUAUCAGUUCUGCUGCAGCGGGUUCAGACUCAACUUUCCAGCAAAUGAAAGAUACUGUACAAGAGAUAAUGCAGACUUACCAAACCGACAAACUGCGGUAUGCUGUGACAGUGUUCGGAGAUCGGGUCAUUUCUCCUAUCAACUUUGCACUGACUCUUCCAGAUGACAAAACGAUAAAAACGUAUUUUGACUCCAUCUCACGUCCUUCUGGCGAACCCGACCUCGAGCGAGCUUUAUCAGAAGCCAGGAAAUUAUUCGACCAGGCUUCGCCCCGCCCGAAUGCCAAGAAGGUGUUAGUGGUCAUCAUGGACAAGAAAUCUUCUAAUAAUUAUGAGAAGAUUGAAGUCGCCCUCAAGCCUCUUAAGGAAGAUGACAUCAAAGUUGUGCCGGUUGCCGUCGGUACUGAUGCCAGUUUAAAUGAACUGAAGAACAUUACGUCCGCUGAGGGAUAUGUGGUGACAGCAGAGAAGACCACAGAUCCUGUGAAGCUUGCAGAGAAGAUCAUGACCAAAGUGACCAUGGAAAUAUUGGACGUACCUGAGACUGACAUUAUUUUUGCAAUCAGCGCCACUGCACAGGUGGAUUACAUAGAAAACUUCCGUCAGAUGAAAGAGAUCAUCAUUGCCAUGAUUGACAAGUACGGCAGAGGAGACCUUAAGUACUCGGUCAUAGUCUACGGAGAUAUACCGCGGCCCGAACUUCGCUUAAGCAACAUCUUUGACUCGGACGAAAACUUAAUGAGUUUUAUCCGUUUAAUUCGUAAUAGUCGUGGAGCAUCACUUUCUAAAGCCCUAACACUCUCGAACCAGGAGUUCGUUUCAUUGGGACGUUCAAACGCCAGAAAGAUUUUGGUUGUAAUCACAGACAAGAGAUCCACGAGUGAUAUCAGUGACGUCAGUAAAGAAGCCAGAAUCCUGGAGCAGGAAGACGUCAGAGUUAUACCAGUGGCACUUGGAAACGAGGCCAACGAAAACGAGUUGCAGAAGAUCACGCCGUGGUUGGAUGAUUUAAUAGAGACUGAUAAGGAUAGCAAUCCAUACAAGGUGGCAAAGGUGAUUCUGAAGAUUGGGUUGAAAGACAAGCCAAAACUUCCAGAAUUGGAUCUAGCCUUCGCUAUUAGCGCUACAGCUCUAAAAGCCGGUGACAACCUCAAGAAAACGAACGAAAUAAUCAAGGAUAUUGUCAGCAAGUAUGGAAUCAAUAAAAUGCACUACAGUCUGGGUACAUUUGGAAGCACACUGAACGUCAUUAUCAAGUUCAGCCGACACGUAAACAGCAAUGCUCAGUUCAUGGGCCUGGUGGACACUGUCCGCGAAGUUCCAGGAAGCUCUGACUUGGCUAAAGCUCUGGAAGAGUCCCCAGCCAUGUUCACAGAGGAGAAUGGAGGGCGACCGAAUGCCAAAAAGAUUUUAGUCGUGAUUAUUGAUAACAAGUCAGACAGUUCUAGUGAUGACACUGAAGAUGCCGCGGCUGUGGCGAGGGAAGCUGGCAUCCGAGUGAUCCCAGUUGGGCUUGAUAGAGCGGACAAAGGGGAGCUGGAGAAGACGACAGCUGUAGAGGAGGAUGUGCUAACACCAUCAGACAGCGACUCGGCUCAAAACAUUGCGAAGGAUAUUAUAAGAAGGGCACUGAAUGAGACAGCAUCGGUUCCUCUUUUAGAUUUGGGCUUUGCAAUCAGCGCUUCAGCCCAGGAUGCAGAAAAAACGUUUACUCUGAUGAAAGAAGCCAUAGACUCCAUCGCUACACGUUACGAGGCCAGCAAAAUACGCUAUGCUCUACUCACCUUCGGCAGCACAGUCAAUAAAGAGGUGAGUUUCACUAAAGAUUCGCCCAACCCAGAAGAACUACGAAAGGCUUUAGAAGGGGCCAGUAACCUGAGUGGUGCACCAGACUUGAAGAAGGCUCUCGAGGAGGCAAAGAUGAUGUUUAAACAGGCUACCCCUCGACCCGGAGCUAAGAAGGUUCUCAUAGUAAUAAUGGAUAAAAAGUCAGCCAGUGAUUCCGGUGAUGUCAAGAAGGCAGCUAAGCUGUUAGAAGAUGUGAAUGUCAAAGUGGUCCCUGUUGCAGUGGGUUCCGAAGUCAGUCUAUCUGAACUUGAAAAAACAACAACUAAUAAGAAAUUCAUCGUCAUUGCUGGAAAAGAUGAAGAUCCAGAGAGACUUGGAGAAGAAAUAAUCAGAAAAGCUAUAAAGAAUCUUCCAGCGGUCCCGAUGGUUAACCUGAUCUUCGCGAUCAGCGGUCUCUCCUCUAAUGCAAACGAGAAGUUCCAAAAGAUGAAAGACCUCAUCAAAACGAUGGUGGAUGAAUAUGGCAAGGAAAGGAUUCACUACAGUCUAAUUGUGUUUGGAAACGAACCUUCAGUUGAGCUGAGAUUCUCCAGGACCUUCGAUAGUGAUGCUGAACUUAAAGCACAUCUUGAUCUUAAGGCUAGAGCCACGGACGGAGCUGCUUUGGAUAAGGCCCUGAAGAAAGCUGCUGAGUUGUUUGGGGAAUAUGACCGGGAGGGCGCUAAGAACGUACUGGUGGUGAUAAAGGACAAGAGGUCUACCAGUAACAGGAAGGACGUGCAGAGCAUGGCUAUUCCAUUGUGGGAGGGCGACGUCGAGGUGAUUCCAAUUGCGUUUGGUAGUCAGGCUGAUAAGGGGGAGCUGGAGUUGAUUACGCUUCACAAGGAAAACUUGAUAUUAGCAUAUAUAACGAACAAGACGGUGAACGUUGCUCAGAGAAUCAUGGACAAAAUGAUGAAAGCUAUUCCGAUGGUAGACUUGGCCUUUGCCAUCAGUUCCAAUGCCGCUGGAAAAGAGGAAACGUUUCAGAAAAUCAAAGACGCCAUUGACUUUAUCAUCACCUACUACGGCAACGAUCGCAUUCGUUAUGCAGUCGUCACAUUCGGUUUAUCCUCCUACGAGGACGUCGAGUUCCAAGAUGGUCGGACUAUGGAUGAACUCAAACAAUUAAUCGAGCGUCUUCCUCGUGCUAUUGGUGUACCAAAUCUGAAAGAGGCGCUGGAGACAGCAAAAGGAGUGUUUGAUCAGGCAUUAGACAGACCAAGGGCCAAAAAGUUCUUGGUGGUGGUCAUGGACUCCAAUUCAGGUAACCAGCCAGGAGAGAUCCAACAAGCUUCAGAAGCUAUAGAAGAGGAUGAAAUCAAGGUCAUUCCAGUAUCUAUUGGUUCCGAAGCAAGUCGCAACGAAUUGGAGAAAAUCACCACCAACCGGAAGAAUUUGAUAACCUCUCCAAAAGAUGAAGAAUCUAAAGCUCUGGGAAGGAAGAUCAUAAACACUGUUAUAAAAGAUUAUCCGUCAAUAGAGAAGGUAGACAUGGUCCUAGCAAUCAGCUGCACGGCGACACUUGGAGAGCAAAACUUCCAGAAGACCAAGGAUGUAAUCAGUUCCAUAGUCACAGAGUAUGGCCGGGAGCGUAUUCAUUAUGGUGUGGUGUUAUUCGGAAGAGAGCAAACCGAAGCUUUGCGUUUGGUUGAUGGCUACGAUACAGACCAACAGUUAAUGGCAAGGUUAAAUUCAUUUGACCGAGAGACAGGCAGAGCUGACUUGGCAAAGGCUCUCAAGACUUCAUGGGACAUGAUUUCAGAUGAAGGGAGAACUAACGCCAAAAAGGUCCUAGUCGUCGUUUCAGACCGAAGAUUUCAAGCAACAGAGGGAGAAAUAGGAAAUGCGCUGAAGCCCCUACAAGACAAUGACGUCACAGUUAUCCCUGUCGCUCUUGGAGUCGAGGCUGAUGAAAGGCAACUUCAAUUACUGACCGAUGACAAGAGCUCGUUUUUGUCAGCUGAGACCACAGAUGAAACCAGCGAAAUUAAGAAAAAAUUGAUGGUUAUUGUCUUCAAAGAGAGGAUUUUCAUACCCGCCAUGGAUCUGUUGUUUGCAAUCAGUACCACAGCCACAGACUCGGAGGAGAACUUUGCCUACGCGCAAGACGUCAUUUACAAGAUCAUCGAAAAAUAUGGCAUUAAGAAGAUCAAGUACAGCUUACUGACAUUCGGCCAAAAGGCGCACUUCCAUUUUAAAUUUGGUUUCAUCUCCAAUGACGUCAACAGGCUGAACAAUGCCAUCAAGCGGAGCAGAAUGAAGGAUCCCAGUGGCGUUUCUCUCCAAAAUGCAAUGGAAGGAGCAAGAGAAGUGUUUGAAGAAGCUGAAGGUCUCCGACCGGAUGCUAAGAAAGUACUGGUCGUGAUUAUUGACAAAAGGUCAGACAAUACCAUCGAGGAAGUAGUAAAUGCCGCUGCUUUGCUGGAAAGUUACAAAAUCCGUAUUAUCCCUGUGGCGCUUGGCCGAGAGGCAGAUGUUGAGGAACUCACCAAUACAACGCUUGAUAAGAACGAUCUGGUGAAAGCCGACAAAGACGGAGACUCGGAGAAAACUUCAGAGGAGAUCAUUAUGAGAGCUAAAAGACCAGCUAUUCCAGAAAUGGACAUAUGCUUCGCAUUUGGCACUUCUGAUUCAAAAGCGGAUGGAACAUACAAGAAAAUGCAGGAAGCAGUGAAAAACCUGAUCGAGAAGUACAAUGAUUAUGAUCAAAUUCGCUUCGCUAUCCUUCCUUUUGGAACAAAUCCUUCUUCUCUACGAGGCUUUGGAGACCGGCCGGGUGAUGCAGACAGUUUGAUCCAACUUGUAACAGCCACUCCUCGACCGCGCGGACGGCCGGAUAUAGGGAAGGCGUUGGAUAGAGCAGAACGGUUGUUUGAGGCUGCAUCACCGAGACCGAGAGCUAAGAAGUUCUUAGUUGUGUUUGUUGGAAGCAAAUCAGGGAACGAUUUGGAAACGUUGAAGAAGGCUGCAAAACCUCUGGAAGAUAAAGGUGUUAAAGUGAUAGCCGUGGCUGUAGGAUCAGAAGCAGAUCCUGAUGAGCUCAUCAAAGUCGUGUCUAACAAAGGAAACCUAAUUAAGGCCAAGGAAAUUUAUGAAGAACCAAACAAGUUGGGAAAUGAAGUUAUGAUUAUCGUACUUAAAGAUUUGCCGAUCAUACCAGAGGUAGACCUGGCCUUUGCCAUCAGUGCCAAUGCUGUACAGUCACGAACCAACUUCCAAAAGAUGAAGGAUGUUAUCACCCAGAUAGUAGAGAUGUAUGGUCAGGAGAGAGUACUGUACAGUAUAUUAGUCUACGGGUCCGUCCCAGACGUAAAGAUCCAGUUCAAUCAGCGACGAACAGAUGACCGUUUGGUGACAUUUAUUAAGACAAUAAGUCGAGCAUCUGGUUCUGCGUUGGGCCCAGCUCUGGAAAAGGCUAAGGAAGCAUUUAAUCAAUAUGGGCGUCCUGGAGCAAAGAAGGUUUUAGUGGUAAUAACAGACACGAAAUCUGACAGCGGCGUUAAAGUCUUGCAGGAGAAAGCGUCUCUAUUGGAACAAGCUAAAAUCAAAGUAAUACCUGUAGGUUUGGGAAGUGAAAUUGAUAAACCAGAACUUCAAAUCUUAACUCCUAGUGAGAAGGACGUCAUAACAAAACCAAAUACGGUUUCCACCGAGUAUUUGGCUUACGUAAUCAUGAGGAAGGGUUUGCUAGAAACACUUUUCGUCCCGGAAAUGGACCUUGCUUUUGUCAUCAGCACGACAGCUGUGGAUAAAGACAAAAAUCUCGAUGCAACUAAGGAAAUCAUCAAGAAAACCGUAGAAGCCUUCGGUCUGUCUCGAGUCCGGUACAGUCUCAUUACAUUUGGUGCCACACCUGUGGUAAAAAUAAGAUUCAACAACGUCUUCGCCAGUGAGGAAGAACUUGGCAAGAUUGUUGACAACGUCAAGAAAGAUGAGGGUGCCGCUUCUCUCGAAAAAGCCCUGGAAGAGACUCGAUAUCUCUUCGCUUUAGCUGAGGAUACUAGACCCAAUGCCAAGAGGGUUGUAGUGGUCAUCACUGACAAGAAGUCUGACAGUACUGAAGCAUCUGUACGAGCCGCCUCUCGGAAGCUGAGGGAUGAUGGUGUCCGCGUGAUUGCCAUCGUACUUGGCAAUGAGUUUGAUCCGGUCUCGCCAGAAGUCAUCAAGCCGGACGAAGAACAACGUCCCACGGUCAUAGUGAAGGAGUUAGUGAUUGUAGUCUUAAAUGAAUCUGUCGUUACAGAGAAGAUCGACCUUGGCUUUGCUUUAAGCGCGACAGCCUUAAAUUCAAGAGAAACGUUCGCCAAGAUGAAAGAAACUGUGAAAUCUAUAAUUAAGAGGUAUAGUGUUGGAAACCUGCGUUACGCCGUUAUUGUCUAUGGCUCCGAUGCGAGAGUACUUCUCAGCUUCGAGAGGAAUUUCCCUGCUCUUGAGAAUUGGCUGAGUGCUGUUGACAACAUGCAGAUUGAGCAAGGAGGCCCAGCUUUGGGGAAGGCUUUACAGAAGGCCAGGGAGUUGUUCCAGUCUCGUGGUCGGAAAGAUGCUAAAAAGGUACUGGUAGUGAUUGCAGAUAAAUCACCCAUUGGAGAUAGCAAGGAAACUGGGAACGAGGCACUAGAGCUGGAGUACGCUAAUGUUAAGAUCGUCCCCGUUGCUUUUGGCGGUGCCAUUGAUGCUAAAGAAAUCAAGAAUAUUUCACCGUAUAAAGACGUGCUCGUUGUCGUGCGCAGUGAUGUCAACCCAACCGACCUUGGUUACUCUGUGAUGAAAAGAGUUCUGAAAGUCACACCCAAACUCCCCAAGUUGGAUCUCGUCUUCGCCAUCAGUGCCUCACCAAGCGACAUUAAUUUUAGAAGGAUCCUGGAAAUUGUAAAGGAAAUAACAGAGAGAUUCUUCAGCGACCGUGUCCAGUACGGGCUGAUUGUGUUUGGUAGAGAUGCCUCCAUAAAGCUACAUUUCAGAGAUAAAUAUAGUGACCCCAAAAACUUGCAGACUUACAUCGACUCAGUCGCCUCUAACAAUGACGAACCCGCUCUCGAUAAAGCGCUCUUUGAGGCUAAGGUUUUGUUUGAAAGUGACUUUGCGAGGAAAGAUGCACAAAAGGUUCUUGUUGUGAUCAUGGACACCAUUACUGGUCGUAACAAGCCAGCCAUUAAGGAAGCUGCAAAGGACCUGAUGGUCAGUUCUGUAGUUGUCAUCCCGGUUGCUAUUGGUAACAGGCCUGUACCUGACUUUGAAAAAGAGUUCCCGGAUGAGGAAGUUAUAAAAACCAAAGACAAAGACCAUCCCAUUAAGACCGCUGAUAAGAUACAGGAGAUACUCGUUAGUGGUAUCACCGAGUUUACCAGACUGGACAUUUCAUUUUUAGUCAGCACAACAUCCGUGGAUGCCGAGGAAAAUUUGAAACUCGUCAAAUCCACGAUCGACUCUAUAAUCGAACGACAUGGCGUCAAAAAACACUUAUACAGUUUGACCAUCUUUGGUCAAAGGGCCAACAGAGUCUUUCCAUUCCAAAAGACUGAUAAAGAUUCUUUAUUAACCCUAAUACAAGGCGCCAGGUUACCCAGGGGUUCACCUGAUCUGGUAAACGCUCUCAAAGACGCUACAUCUCUGUUUUUCCAACCAAGUGGAGGCGCGCGACCAGAUUCCAGAAAGGUUAUCGUAGUUAUGAUCGACCGGAAGUCUGUCAACACCGGAAGUAACAUCGAAAAGAUUGUGGGUGAUUUGGAAGACGGAAAGGUCAGGUUCGUCACUGUGGUGAUUGGAAAGAACUCUGAUCCAAAUGAGCUUGUACCGCUGACUCCAGACAAGGACAAGACAAACAUAGUGUAUACGGACAAGGAUGGCGUCCCGUCAACAGUUGGAAAGAAGAUUAUGGUGCUGAUAACUUUGGCUCUUUCUGAUCCAUGUCUGGUUACCACGUGUGAUUUUGACGCCAAAUGUGUUAAGUCAUCAAAUGGCUCGACCGAGUGUGAGUGCCGUAAUGAUUGCCCACAGAUUUACAGUCCCGUAUGCGCCAGUGAUGAACGCACGUACCCCAACAACUGCAGUAUGAUUCUCGAAGCCUGCAGAACGCAGACGAUGCUCACGGUCGUAAAGGAAGGCGUCUGUGAAGCUUGUAGCAACCGUGUCGACUUGCUAUUUGUCCUGGAUGGAGGCAACCUAGAGAUCAAGAAGAACUACAUAAAGGCAGUCAUUGAUAAAUUUAACAUCGGUCCUGACGAUACACGAGUUGGAGUGGUGCCAUCAGAUAGAGUAGAAGUGGACCUCAUAUCAUUCAAUGAUUCGCUAAGCGCAGACGUGGUCAAACUCAACAUCGAUAGCAUCCGUGAUCUGGGUUCAUCCCCGAGCGUUACUUUUGGUUUACGGGAAGCCUUGGAAGUGAUAAAAGACAAGAGAACCGACGUGAAACAGGCCGUGGUUGUGAUCAUGGAUCAAAUGGAAAACAACAUGAAUUUACUGCUGCAAAGAUCCGGGACCUUGAAAGCACAUGACGCAAUAGUGUACUCUGUAGGAGUGGGGAGUGGCAUGGAUGAUUCUAGAGUCAAGAGAGUCGCAUCCAAAGAUGACUACGCCUUUUAUGCACCUUCCUUUAGUGAACUCAUGUCUGUGGCGCCGCUGAUUUCUGAAAAAAUUUGUCCGUUGAAGGUGGUCAUCAGUUACCCAAUCGACAUUGCCUUCGCCAUCUCCGCAACCAGCUCCAAAGCCAACGAAUUAUACGACUACAUGCUUGACGUCAUCAAACUCAUCGUGGAUGACUAUGGCAUGUACACAGUGCAUUACGCAUUCAUGGUGUUCGGUAACGAACCCGUUGUACAAAUUCGAUUUGGUGAUGCAUUUAACAGCCCUGACCAACUCAAGGGUGAUCUGGAAAAUAUUGCAAGAAUUCGUGGACCGCCGAACUUGGAGAAAGCGCUCGAGAAGGCUGCAGAGCUUUUCAAACCCGGAUACAAAGGAGAGAGACCCGGCGUACGUAAGUUCUUGGUAGUGAUGGUUGACAAAGACACUGUGGGAAACGUGAUUCGGUAUGCAAAGCGUCUCGAAACCACAGGAAUAAAGGUAAUCCCAGUUGCUAUUGGACGGGAAGUCGGACCUGACGGCAUCAAAAUUCCACCUCACGAAAACAAAGUUAUAGUGGACCCUGUACCUGAUGUGAAAAAGCCGGAUGUACUGGUUAAAAAUAUAACAUUAGUUAUUUUGAUCGAUCCAUGUAAUGAUGUCGUAUGUGACUACAACGCCGAGUGCCAAGCAUUACCUAAUGACACCGCUCUGUGUCAGUGCAUGGAUGACUGUACAGCGGAACCCUUUAAACCGGUUUGUGGAAGUGACAUGGUGACGUACACAAGUGGAUGUGCUCUGAAGGGCAAGGCUUGUAGGAAACAAAGGAUAAUCACUGUAGUGUCAGCGGGAAUCUGUCAAAAAGCCACCGACCUUGCUUUUGUUUUCGGCGCCUCUGGACCUCAAGCGUCCGCAGUCUUUGCAAGAAUGGUAACCAUCUUAAAAGAUAUUGUUGAUGAAUAUGAGGUAUCUGACGAAAAAACGCGUGUUGCACUAGUAGACUAUAAUGGUCCUGCCACCACCAGGGCCUUAUUCAGCGACGGUUACAACAGAGCCAUCUUUAAAAGGAUCGCAAGUAGCUUACCAGGACCUGGGGGUCGACCUGGAACACUCAGCGAGGCUUUUAGCAAAGUACGAGAUGAGGUGUUCACUCUUCAAAACGGCGCGCGGCCGUUUGCUGAGGACAUCCUCGUUGUGAUGACACAGGGCAACUUUGAUGAGAAUUCUGCGGAGAUCAAGAGCGAGGUCGCCAAGUUAAGAAGCAAUGCUGUUAAGGUCAUCGUGUUUGCCUUCACGGACGAGCCAGGCAUAGAAAAAUGGAACAACGUCUCCUCGGGGAAUGACCUCAUUGUUAUAACCAAACCUGGUAAAGAUAAGAAGGAGGCCAAGAAAUUGCCUUACACUGCCAGUAAAGUGUUUCGCAGCUGCGCAGAAGUGAAAGCAUCCGGGUAUUCCUCUGAUGGCCAUUACCUCCUUCAUAUAAGCGACAGAUGUAAAGAUCCGACUCGAAUCUAUUGUCACAACAUGGCGUCCAACACGCCACAAGAGUAUAUCACCUUGGAGUCUGGUGCCGAGAACAACUUCGCUAUUAUUUAUCAUCAGCGGCUCCAGGAUAGGUACAGCUGUAGUGGGCCCGCGCGAACAGAGUUGUACGCUGAGCGAGGUUCAACGAACUUCUCUAAAGUGCGCCUUGAUAUCGCAACCAUGAAAAUUAUGAGUAGUGACUUCACCUUUGCACAGACUCUGGAGGGUAAAGACAUCCCGUAUGGCACAGCAGGGGAUUGCUACUCGGUGAAUACUGGAAAAUGUCGCAAGGGGCAGUUUAAGGUUGACUUGAGGGGGACGAGACUUCGAGUUCGGGAUGAUGUGAGCUGGACGUUGCAGGGGUUCCCGAAUGGUUUGCAGAUUCAGAAUUACCAGAAGUCACCUGAUGGUGCGGUGGUGUCUGCCAAGUGUGGAGGCUGGUGUGGUCGCUGUAAGCCGACCAGGGGAUUGAUUUUAGUGGAGCCUUUGUGUUCCAUUCCUGCAGCGUGUCCAUUCCCCAUGGAUGUGGUUUUCGCGUUGGACUCCUCGUCAGACUUAUCCUCAUCAGACUACAGCCAACAGAAGAACUUCGUCCUCACCAUGAUCAAUGCUUUCACAAUCUCCGUCGCCAAGACGCACGUGGGCGUGAUCACUGUCGGGGAGACGGCCAGGAGGGACAUUGAACUUACACAGUACACCCAGUCUGAAAUACUUAAAUUGGUUGUGGCUGAACUAAAUGCUACUAGUGACUCUCCUUCAGAUCCGACAACAAGGUUUACUGACAUGCUCAAACAUGCGACCAGGGUGUUUAAUAAUGGAGGAAGGUCACAGGUCCCCAGGUCUCUAGUUGUGUUAGUUGCGGGUGAGAUCACCGAGGACGUUAAAUCUGCUGCCACCAGACUGAAGAACACAGGCAUUCAGAUAUUUGUCGUUGCCGUUGGUGUGAGUACACCUUCAUCUCGGCAUGUUGGUCUCGCUAGUGGAAGGAGGUUUGUUCGCACUGUUGACAGUUUCGACGAGCUUGGUUCUGUGGCUGCCAAGUUGGCUAAGGACACGUGUGAAGACCCUUGCGCAAAGAAGGUUUGUCAGACCUAUGCCCGCUGCAAGGCGAUUGAUUUUACCCGUACAGAGUGCGUGUGUCCAAAGAUCAGUGAUUGUCCAACCACCAAAGAUGAAGUAUGCGGCAGUGAUAGGGUCACUUACGACAAUGACUGUGUUUUAAGAGUUCAAGCCUGUACCAGAGGAGUACAAGUCACUGUUGAUAACUUGGGCCCAUGUGGUUUGUGUGCCGGCGUUAAAUGUAAAGAGCAUGCGCGCUGCGAGGUGAAGGGUGGCAAUGCACAGUGUGUAUGUAAGGACAUCAGGGAGUGUCCCCAGAUUCCCGCCCCCGUGUGUGGUGUGAACAACAGGACUUACAUCAACAAAUGCUAUCUGGAUGUGGAGAAUUGUCGACUUGAAGAAAUCGUUGAUCAACAGAGACCUGGAAAAUGUGAGCCUUGUGCUGGAGUGCAGUGUCAGGAACCAAAGUCGUGUAAAGCGGAUUCCUUUGGUAACGCCAAAUGUGAAUGCCCCGAUGAGAGACAUUGUUCAAUGACUGUUCAUGCUGUGUGUGGCAGCGAUGGUAAAACGUACCUCAACGAGUGUGUCAUGAAGGCCAAGGCCUGUCUCAGAGAAAUCUCCGUUUAUGUUGUUAUGGAUGGGUAUUGUGGCCCGUGUGACCUCGCUAAGAACUGUAAGAACAACGCCGCUUGCAUCGGAAACGCGGACGGUUCGGUCACGUGUAGGUGUCGAACGGAGGGCGAAUGUCCAAAGGACGGUGAUGGUGUAUGUGGCUCAGACGGACAGAGUUACAUAAACAAGUGUCUUUUAGAUGUGACUGCCUGUGCAGAUAAAAAGACCGUAACAGUUGUGCAUGAUGGACCUUGUGGUUCUUGUAACCCCGGUAGUUGUGGUACCAACGAGGUUUGCAUCGGUCAAACAGAUGGAACGUUUUUGUGCAAGUGCAUUGAAAUCAAAGACUGUGCCAAUGAAAAUGACCCUGUUUGUGGCACGGAUGGGAAAACCUAUCGAAAUGAAUGCUUCAUGAAAGCAGAGUCAUGUGAGAAGAACACAUCUGUUGGAUUGAGGCAUCGAGGACGUUGCGGGGUUUGUAGAGACACUCGAUGCUCUUCAGACAAGCGGUGUGUGGCAAAUGAGCAGCAGAUACCAUCUUGUAAGUGUCCGACAGAAGACGAUUGCCCAAGAGAUUAUGAUCUAGUCUGUGGAAGUGAUGAAAAGACUUACAUCAACCUGUGCAGACUGCAGGUUGAAGCUUGUACAACUGGAAAGCCAGUCAGGACGAUUAAAAAGGGAGUGUGUGAUCCGUGUAAAGCGUCUCAUUGUAUGUUCCAUUCUGUUUGCGGAGUUAUACCUGAUGGAUCUACUGUCUGUCGCUGUCCGCGCAUGGAGGACUGCCCGGAUGUAAACGAUCCAGUAUGUGGAACGAAUGGCAGGACGUAUGAGAGCGAAUGCAAGCUGAAGGCUGAGAGUUGUGCCGCAGGAAUCGAAGUUACGAUGAAACAUAAAGGACCCUGUGGCCCCUGUUCAUUGUCGGACUGUGUGGACUACUAUGGCCAAUGUUCUAAGGUACAAGAUGGAUCUGAGACUGCGCAGUGCAAGUGUGAAACCGCUGACCAGUGUCCGGAUACUGUCAGGGAGAUUUGUGGAGACAAUGGUAAAACGUAUCGAAGCGUGUGCCAUUUGAAAGCGGAGUCAUGUCGGCUCAGACAAAGAAUCGAAGUCCAACAAAAAAGACGGUGCACUCCAUGUUCAAAGUCUGUGUGCGCCCCUGACCAAAAUUGUGUUUUGGAUGCCCAAGGAAAAGCUUCGUGUAGAUGUCCUGAUUUCUGCCCCAGCCUGGGUGAGCCUGUUUGUGGAAGCGAUGGCCGAACGUACGAAAAUGAGUGCAAAGGUAGAAGAGAGUCAUGCGAGAAGAAAAAAGGACUCGUCUUCAAAACUGGGGCCUGCGGAUUGGUGGUCGUUCCUUGCUCACUGAAGAGUUGUAUAAAUCACGCCCAAUGCGUGUUCUCGUCUGGUACAGUGGAAUGCCGCUGUCCAGAUGUGAGCGAGUGCUCCAAUGUUACGAGCGUGGUAUGUGGCAGUGAUGGAGAAACUCAUACGGUUUACACAAACGAGUGCUUUAUGAGAGUCGAUUCCUGUAAAAAAGGCAAAAGAAUAGCUCCAGUUAUUCCUAGCAAAUGCGAUCCUUGUGAUUCGGCCAGCUGUCACAGCUUUGCUACUUGUAAAGCGAGGAACAACAAAGCAGUGUGUGUCUGUCCAUCGCAUCGUGACUGACCAUGGAAAGUUGACUUGAUCUGUGGUUCUGAUGGCCAGAGUUACCUUAAGGAGUGCGUCAUGAAAGCAAAGGCUUGCAAGGCCGGAAAGGAGGUCACUGUCAGAAGGAAGGGGUAUUGUGGUAUUUGUGAUUUGGUAACAUGUGCUAAAAACGCCGUAUGUUUCAUAAAAUGAAACGGCCUCCACGAGUGUCGCUGCCCAAAAGACA